Molecule: messenger RNA, 3061 nt
Organism: Doryrhamphus excisus (bluestripe pipefish)
Lineage: Eukaryota; Metazoa; Chordata; Actinopteri; Syngnathiformes; Syngnathidae
Gene: mfsd1
Product: major facilitator superfamily domain containing 1
Biological process (GO): transmembrane transport
Cellular component (GO): lysosome
Molecular function (GO): transmembrane transporter activity
Source: RefSeq, a predicted model, not a curated record
CAGUCUCUUCUUCGCUUCCGUCAACUUUCCCGCGGCUGUUCCCAAACAUGGCGGACUGCGAGGAGGAACAAAAUCUGCUGGGAGCGGAGGAGGACGAGGACUCCCAGUCCGUCCGACCGGCGAGCAACCGGGCUGGGAGACCGCUUCCUGCAAUCUGCGACCCGGCACACCUCUCGCACAGGAUCGUUGUCCUAGUUUUUAUGUGUUUCCUGGGAUUUGGAAGCUACUUCUGUUAUGACAAUCCUGCUGCUCUUCAGACUCAAGUCCUACAGGAUUUGAGCCUGAACACAGCUCAGUUCAUGCAGCUGUAUGCCUGGUACUCUUGGCCCAAUGUCAUUCUCUGCUUCUUUGGUGGCUUCCUGAUUGACAGAGUCUUUGGCAUCAGACUGGGGACCAUACUUUUUUCCCUUUUUGUUUGUGUUGGACAGGUAAUCUUUGCUGUUGGAGCUAUGGUGAAUCGGUUUUGGUUGAUGGAAAUUGGACGUUUUAUAUUUGGAAUUGGAGGGGAGUCUCUGGCUGUGGCCCAGAACACAUAUGCAGUCAACUGGUUUAAAGGGAAGGAGCUCAAUCUGGUGUUUGGCCUUCAGCUGAGCAUGGCUCGCCUGGGCAGCACAGUCAACAUGAACAUCAUGGGCUGGGUUUACAACAGAGUGGCUCUCCUCGUCGGCCCUGUGGGUUACACCACACUCGGCGUCUCGCUCAUGAUAGCUGCUGUAACCUGCAUAUUCUCACUAAUCUGUGCUCUGGUGUUGGCAUUCCUGGACAAAAGAGCGGAGAAAAUUCUCCAAAAGGAGCAAGGCAAAACAGGUGAGGUAAUUAAACUGACCGAUGUGAAAGACUUCCCUUUCCCCCUGUGGAUCAUCUUCAUCAUUUGUGUGAGCUACUAUGUGGCCAUCUUCCCUUUUAUUGGACUGGGGCAGAUGCUCUUCAUCCAGAAGUUUAACUUUUCCCCCACUGAAGCCAGAGCUGUCAACAGUAUUGUUUACAUCAUCUCGGCACCCGCCUCUCCCAUUCUGGGCUUCAUGGUGGACAAGACAGGGAAAAACGUGCUUUGGGUGAUAUGUGCCGUGUGCACCACACUCGCUUCUCACAUGAUGCUGGCCUUCACCUUCUGGAACCCGUGGAUCGCCAUGUCGUUGCUGGGUGUGUCGUACUCCCUACUGGCAUGUGCCCUAUGGCCCAUGGUUGCCUUUGUGGUGCCCGAGCAUCAGCUAGGAACAGCUUAUGGCUUCAUGCAGUCCAUUCAAAACCUUGGACUUGCACUCAUCGCAAUGGCGGCAGGAGCCAUCCUAGACAACAAAGGAUACCUGGUCCUCCAGGUCUUUUUCUGCAUCUGCAUAUGCAUUGCAUUGAUGGCCGUGGUGAUGCUUUACUUUGUGGAUUAUCUAAGAGGAGGGGAUUUGAACCGGUCAGCUGCCGCCAGAGCCAAACUCCAGAAAGAAGCCACUUCAGAUGCAGAGAAUAGACGCCGGCUCAGUCAGCUGACGGAGGGCGAGUUGGCUAGACUGACACCCAUGUCUGCUUUUGGCUUACGCAACCGCUACCUGUCCAGGCUGGGAACACAGCUGCCAGGCCACUGCUCCAGCCAUCUGUCAUCGCUCGCCCACAGGAGCGUUCUGAAGUGAUGCCCUUCAUCUGGCUGUCUGCACACCUCUGGCACUUCAGCUAUGUGACUCUAGACAAGUAUGCACUGACAACAACAAGAAAAAAGAAAGAGGAGAUGGCUGCCUCCAAAGUUUCCUUAUUGAACUUGAAGAUGUCACGUUUUACCUCCAAAGCACUUUCAGCCUUCACGUGGUAAGUCAGCUGUUUGGGUCACAUGAGAGCACAUCAUGUUGUCUUUGUUGCACUUUAUGCACUAUGCAACACAAUUACAUAAAUGGGACUUUGCACAAACGACAGAGGGUACCGACUCCUUCAAAUGUCAGCGUUGGUGUUUUUUUUUAUUUUUUUUAAUUCACAACCUUGUUAUGUGUCCAACUGCUUGUGGCUAGUCAGCACAUUUAGCUUUUACAAUCCCUCCAGGUUUUUAUAGGUAGCCUUGCGCCAAAUAGAAUCAAUCAAACCUGUUGCGUUUUAACUAAUGUGUAUAGACUAAUAAAAGACUGUAUAAACAGUUUGGACAGUUAUUCCUUCACUUAUCAGAAACGGAGGUACAGAUCAGUUUGCACCCCCAAGGCCCAGUAAAAUCUGCAAUAAUGAACGUGAACCCCAUACAUUCAUUAUAGCAGUUGUGGGAGGUCAGGGCCAGCACAGUCUUGUUUGCUGGCUGUACACACAGUAGUAUCAGUAGCACUGUCCUCCAUGACAUUGUAUUGCAAACAGUAGUGUCUCUCUUAGCUCCUCCCCCUCCAGUACGUGUAUGUGUAUGCUAGAUUUUGUCCAAUCAGAUUUCAGCUUCUAUAUGUUGCCAUUUCAGUGUAAUCUGCCCAGGGCCUUCAGAAUCAGGGAUGCUGGCCAGUAUCACUUAAAACUCUUACAAGAAAUAGUGUUGCUUUCAGAUUCGCCCAACAGGACCAGUUAGCAGGCGUACAUUGGCAUCAACAUUUUACUUAAGCUUAUGCCUAACGUAAUGUUACUAGUAGAAUGCAUCGAUCAUCCCAUGAACACGAUGCCGGUCCGGUACAAAGGAGACAGACACGGAGUUGUUCAUUGUUCUGUGUGUGUGUUAUAUGAAUGAGUGAGUGAGUUUACAGUACGUCAGCCAGGGAAAGGGUUUGUUCACCACUUUCAAUGGAAGUCUUCCAGACCAGUGCUUAUGAGUAUGAUGUAUUUUAUUUAGUUUAUUAAUGUUUUUUUGUCAUGUAAUUGGAUAAAUAUUGAUUCUAAAUGGCUUAAUUUAUUCUCUUCUUUUGAUUCUGAACUACUUCAGAUGAUGUGUAAAAGUUUAUAGCAUCUAUUUAAUGAUAACGGGUUAACUGCUGCUAUUGCUAUUCAUGCCCAAUUCUAUAAUGUGUUUUUGGAUGUUAUUGAUGGAACUGACCACCUGCCACUGCGUUAUAGGUUUCAUUAUUGGACUCUAAGGUGCCUUCUGACUGUGGGUAUAUUGCAAUAAAAAAUG